Molecule: messenger RNA, 360 nt
Organism: Xyrauchen texanus (razorback sucker)
Lineage: Eukaryota; Metazoa; Chordata; Actinopteri; Cypriniformes; Catostomidae
Product: probable pancreatic secretory proteinase inhibitor
Exons: 4
Coding region: 118-360 (80 amino acids)
Molecular function (GO): protein binding
Source: RefSeq, a predicted model, not a curated record
AGCUGGUCAGUUGAGGGAAAGAAGAGAUCAGGUUUGUAAAGCAUUACAAAAGAAAGGCCUUUUGACAGUGAAAGAUACUUCCAGAAUUUGCAAAUCCAGAUUUAAACUUUGAGCAUCAUGACUAGAACAGCAGUGCUACUGAUGAGUGUUUUCCUCCUCCUCUCUGCUGGUGCAGAGGACAAAUCUAGACUCUGCCGAAGGCCUGCAUGUGGAGGUUUGAGUGUUGAUCAAGCAUGUCCUCUCAAUUACUCUCCUGUGUGUGGAAAUGAUGGCAUCUCAUACGUCAAUGAAUGUGCCCUGUGUGUAGAGAUAAUGCACACUAAUGCUGACAUCUUGAUUGUGAAAGAAGGGUGCUGUUGA